This is a messenger RNA of Lemur catta (Ring-tailed lemur), 1299 nucleotides long. RefSeq names its product aquaporin 4 (gene AQP4). The transcript has 5 exons. Bases 129 to 1103 code for a protein of 324 amino acids. Gene Ontology annotation, cellular component: plasma membrane; basolateral plasma membrane. Gene Ontology annotation, molecular function: water channel activity. NCBI's taxonomy places the organism in Eukaryota, Metazoa, Chordata, Mammalia, Primates, Lemuridae. The record is from RefSeq and is a predicted model, not a curated record. Gene Ontology annotation, biological process: transmembrane transport.
CACAUGGUGCAGGAUAUUUCCACCCCUACACUCCAAAAACCCAAUCAGACAAGUGGUCGUAAUCUGACUCCCACUGCGCUGGGAGCUGCGGGCCAGGCAAUGAGAGCUGCACUCUGGCUGGGGAAGGCAUGAGUGAUAGACCCGACGCAGCAAGGCGGUGGGGUAAGUGCGGACCUUUGUGUAGAAGAGAGAACAUCAUGGUGGCUUUCAAAGGGGUCUGGACUCAAGCUUUCUGGAAAGCAGUCACCGCGGAAUUUCUGGCCAUGCUUAUUUUUGUCCUCCUCAGCCUGGGAUCCACCAUCAACUGGGGUGGAACGGAAAAGCCCUUACCUGUCGACAUGGUUCUCAUCUCCCUUUGCUUUGGACUCAGCAUCGCAACCAUGGUGCAGUGCUUCGGCCACAUCAGCGGCGGCCACAUCAACCCUGCCGUGACCGUGGCCAUGGUGUGCACCAGGAAGAUCAGCAUCGCCAAGUCUGUCUUCUACAUCGCAGCCCAGUGCCUGGGGGCCAUCAUUGGAGCAGGAAUUCUCUACCUGGUCACACCUCCCAGUGUGGUGGGAGGCUUGGGAGUCACCACGGUUCAUGGAAAUCUUACCGCUGGUCACGGUCUCCUGGUGGAGUUGAUAAUCACAUUUCAGCUAGUGUUUACUAUUUUUGCCAGCUGUGAUUCCAAACGGACUGAUGUCACUGGUUCAAUAGCUUUAGCAAUUGGAUUUUCUGUUGCAAUUGGACAUUUAUUUGCAAUCAAUUAUACUGGUGCCAGCAUGAAUCCCGCCCGAUCCUUUGGACCUGCAGUUAUCAUGGGAAAUUGGGAAAACCACUGGAUAUAUUGGGUUGGACCAAUCAUAGGAGCUGUCCUCGCUGGUGGCCUCUACGAGUAUGUCUUCUGUCCAGAUGUGGAACUCAAACGUCGUUUCAAAGAAGCCUUCGGCAAAGCUUCCCAGCAAACAAAAGGGAGCUACAUGGAGGUGGAGGACAACAGGAGCCAGGUAGAGACGGAAGACUUGAUUCUAAAACCUGGAGUGGUGCAUGUAAUUGACAUUGACCGGGCAGAGGAGAAGAAGGGGAAAGACCCGUCGGGAGAGGUGUUGUCUUCGGUAUGACUAGAAGACAGCACUGAAAGCAGACGAGACCCCUUAGAACUGUCCUCAGAUUUCCUUCCACCCAUUAAGGAAACAGAUUUAUUAUAAAUUAGACAUGUGCAGGUUUGUUAUUUCAUGUCGUAUUACUCAGUCUAAACAGUAACUAUUUCGUUAUUUACCAAGGAGGAAAGGAAAAAGCCUAUUGUGAAUUUCAAAU